UUAGCUUCUUCUCCUUCUUGCCUUUUAUCUUUAAUGUCAUUUAGUGUAUAAUAUUGUGUUUUUUCUUUCUGGGCAAAAACCCACCUAAAGUUUGGAAUCUUUGCGUUGUUUUAGGGGAUAAUGAGGUCAAAUUUUUUAUGGGUUUUGAUGUUUUCUGACCUAUAUUGGGGUAUUUUGAACUGCAUGUCUGGGUCUUGGGCAGUCAUUGGGUUCUGAGUUAAUGGGAGGUUUGUUGGGUUUCGAGCAUUUGAGCUUUCCUUGUCUGUCUUUUUGUUCUUCUAAGGAAUGGGCUUUCUGCAGCACUGUUUUUGGAGCUUUAUUUUGAUAAACUAUUCUGCGUUUUGGGUCUGUGGGGGUUGGGUUUCCUAGAGUUUUUCCUAUAGCAGAAGAUUUUUCUCCUCCUGGUUUUCCCCGUAGUGAAAAUUCUUUCAUUUGUUAGCUUCUCUUGGUUUUUCCCAUCUGACUUGUAAACCUGAAAUUUUCCUCUGCUUUUUUCUUUCUUUCAUUGGGAAUCGCUUCCAGGGGCCUUUGAUUCAAUUAAAAAUUUGUUCAAAUUCUUUCAAUUUUUUUUUCUUAAUUUUCUGGGCUUUUGGUGAUCUAAGUUUCUUUUCAUUUCUUUCCCAUGUAAUGAUUUGGAAAUAAAUUGGGCAUUGUGGCAAACAUAAAGUCAGUGAAAAAUCAGAGAAGUAGAAGUAACUCCAUGGAUUUUUUAACAGGAAACUCCAGAGCUUCUUGGCAGCCAGUCAUGACUGCCGAUACAACCACGUCAAGUUACUGGCUUAACUGGAGGGUACUGCUUUGCGGCAUAUGGAUCUUGAUGUCCACUGUCUUUGCUUCCUUUCUCAUAUGGAAAUACGAAGGUUUCCGCAAUUCACAACAUGAAAACAGAGAAUCCCAGAAUGACACUGCAGGAGCUUUGUAUGAGGAUGAAGUUUGGAAGCCAUGCCUGAAAGAAAUCCACCCUGUUUGGCUGCUGGCUUUCCGGGUCUUCGCAUUCUUUGUUCUUUUGGUACUGCUAAUCAUCAAUGCCAUUGUGGAUGGAGGGAGCAUAUUUUUCUUCUAUACUCAGUGGACUUUUACAUUGAUCACAAUUUAUUUUGGGCUUGGGUCGUUGCUCUCCAUGUAUGGAUGUUACCAGUAUCACAACAAAGUUGGUGGUGAAAGUGUUGAUGAUGCGGGUUUAGAUGCAGAGCAGGGCAGGGUGCAUGGAGAAAAUUUUAACUUGUCCAAUACAGCAAAAACUUCACAUUCCCAUGACAGACAACAUGUCCGCAAAGCUGCCGGAAUUUGGGCUUAUGUGUUUCAAAUUAUUUUCCAGAUGAAUGCAGGUGCAGUGAUGCUCACAGAUUGCGUGUUUUGGUUCAUAAUAGUUCCAUUUCUUACCAUCAAAGACUACAAUUUGAACUUUUUGAUUAUAAAUAUGCACACUAUCAAUGCUGUGUUCUUGUUUGGUGAUGCUGUUUUGAAUCGCUUGCGUUUCCCCUGGUUUCGGAUCGCAUACUUCUUUCUGUGGACAAUUGUUUUCGUUGUUUUCCAGUGGAUCGUCCAUGCUAUUGUCUCACUUUGGUGGCCAUAUCCAUUUCUCGACUUGUCAUCUCCUUUUUCUCCAUUAUGGUACUCGUCGGUAGCACUGAUGCAUAUCCCAUGCUAUGGCGUCUUUGCGUUGAUCAUGAAGCUGAAACACUUCCUUUUGGCUAAAUGGUUUCCUGAGUCCCAUCACAUGUGAGGUAACUCAGGCGAUUACCCGGUUUCAUGGUCCCUAUUAUUUGUGAAUUUUCUUCUUAGUAGCAACAACUCUAGCAUACAAGAGAAAGAAAGAUGCACACAGAUUAUUGUUUUAAGUCCCAAGUCAUAGAGAAAUGGUUCACAUUAUGGGAAAUGUAGUGAGUUUUGUUUUUGAAGAUAAACAAUGACAACAACAUUCUUAGUUGUUCAUAUAACCAUUCCCAAAGGAGUGGCAUAGUUGUAAUUACACACAAACUCAAGUUGAAAAAUGAAAAAAAAGAAAGAAAUCCACACAGAAAUUCUUCAUUUUA
Messenger RNA from Vitis riparia (riverbank grape), 2036 nucleotides. RefSeq lists its product as uncharacterized. The coding region runs from base 701 to 1726 and encodes 341 amino acids. The record is from RefSeq and is a predicted model, not a curated record. NCBI's taxonomy places the organism in Eukaryota, Viridiplantae, Streptophyta, Magnoliopsida, Vitales, Vitaceae. Gene Ontology annotation, cellular component: membrane. The transcript has 8 exons.